Molecule: messenger RNA, 1209 nt
Organism: Stegodyphus dumicola
Lineage: Eukaryota; Metazoa; Arthropoda; Arachnida; Araneae; Eresidae
Source: RefSeq, a predicted model, not a curated record
GAAACAUUUUCCGAAUUAGAAGCAGCAAAAUUUUCAGGCAGAAAGUAAGGAACAAAUUUAGCCACUUUAUAAAAUAUGGGAGACGCAGAUAAUAGUCAAUUUGCAUUUGCAACUGAUGAUCUGGAGCCAUGGAUAGAGGAAAUUCUAGAAGAGGUGGACAUUAGUUUGGACAACCUUUUCUCCUUUGUAAAUAACGUGAAUGAAAACACCAAACGUGUACUGGAUAGAGUGAAAGUCGUUGAGAAUUUACAACAUUGUUUUUAUGCGAUGAAUUUAUUUAUUGUACCUGUGAUACUGGCUGUCACCUUAUGCUUUGGAACAAAAGAAUUCAUCGACAGCAGUGGAUUAGAGAGUGGUCUGGAGAUAAUGGUGAAAUUUAUGAUGUAUAUCUCCGGCAGUAUUGGAUUACCUUUGUAUAUUUACACUUUGUGGGAAUCUCUCCGCUUUUCAAUGAAGCAAGAAGUAGAAUCAUGUUACAGUUCUGAUACUGAAGGUUUUAUGGACGAAGACGACAACGAGGAAGAAGACUACACUAAGUUCAACGAUUCAUCCUCAAGGCCGGCAGAUUUUACGAGAAGGAUAAGUAGUCGCAUACACGAAGGAAUGAGAAUGGAUUUGGAACGCAGAGUACCGCAAAGGAGUUCUGAGAUGGAAGAAAAAGAACAUCAAACAACGAAGACUGUGAACCGAAAUGAUGCUUUUGAGGAAGCCAUGCCAUCUGCUACAGAAGUUGAAUCUAGUGGGAUGGGAUCUUUUCAAAACGAAUCCUGGCAGAAUAUUGAAUCAGAAAUAUUUCCCGAGCUGAAACAGUUUAUUCGAGAGCCAGUUUCCCGAGUCAACUCCGACUGCAAUGGAGUACGGGUGUUCAUUAUCAACUCCAAUCCAGAUUUGUCCAUCAAGAUAAAACCUAAUCAGAAGGACAGUUCUGAGCAAAUGGCAUCGGAAGGCAAGGAAGGUUUUCAAGUACCGUUAUUGCAAAGUGAGAGAUCCGAUCCAGUAGGCGAAAGAAAAUUCCAAGAAGAAACUUUCAAUCAACUUGAGUCUAAAGAAGAUUUAGAAAAUAAUGAUCUUGCUUCUUCUAGUAUAGAUGUGCAGAAUUCUGUUUUCAGUAGCAACAUAUAAUGUAGAAAUAUCAAAUAUAUAUAUCUAUAUAUAUAUAUAUAUAAAAUUGAGACAAUGGUAUUUUGUGCUUAUGACUCACUAUUUUAU